AUGAAAUUUCUAAGACUACUUUUAAGUGUCGGCCUAAUAUUGGUCACAAUAGCUAAUGCUGCUUAUGAUUCAAAAAGGGACUCAAAUAAAAAAAUUGAUUAUCGUUUACCCAAUAACAUAAUACCAAUACAUUAUGAUAUCAAACUGACAAUGUACAUCGAAGAAGAUAAUUUUACUUUUUGUGGUGAAACCAGUGUCAAUAUCAGAAUUUGUUCUGCAACAAUAGAUAUAAGUUUGCAUAUGCAUGAUUUAGAAAUAAAUGAAACGGCGACGACAUUGAUAAAAAAUGACAUAAUCUAUAAACCAAUUGAACAUAUUUAUAACAACAAAACGGACAUUUUAACGUUGAAAUUUAAUGAAGAAUUAUCGCUUGAUCUUUACAAAUUGAACAUGAAGUUUGCUGGUAAUAUAUCUGACACUGAGAAUAGUGGUUUUAUUAUAAAAUCAUAUACAGACAAAGGAGAAAAUAAAAUGUGGUUGGCUUUUACGCAGUUGGAACCAAUCGGGGCCAGACGAAUAUUUCCAUCUUGGGACGAGCCUGCAUUGAAAGCUACUUUUAACAUCUCUGUAAAGCAUCAUCAGAAAUAUAAGGCUUUGUCAAAUAUGCCGAUACGUGCUCAGAACGUGGACGAAGAUGGGAUGAUGUGGACACAUUUCAACACCACCCCAAUAAUGUCCACUUAUCUCGUGGCGAUCGUGUUGUCUGAUUAUGUUCGUGUUUCCAAUGCGGAUGGAACCGUCAAUAUGUGGGGUAAAUCGUCUAUGAUAUCGCAAAUAGAAUUCGCGCAUAGCGUUGCCGAAAAAGUCGAGCAGUUCUUGAUUCGAUAUACCAAUAUUUCAAGACAAGUUCCGAAAAUGGAUCACGUAACGAUACCUUCUUUUCUAAACAAAGGCAUGGAAAAUUGGGGACUUAUCAUUUACAGUGAAGAGAUCCUUAUGUAUAAUAAUAACACAGAUCCUACAUUUCGGAGGACAGGUAUAGCGUCAUUAGUAGCGCAUGAACUUGUACAUCAAUGGUUUGGCAAUUUGGUCACUCCAUCUUGGUGGUCCGAUUUAUGGUUAAAUGAAGGAUUUGCAGUGUUUUUAGAGAGAUACCUUCUCGAUAAGAUUUUUGAUUGGCGAAAAGUGGAAUUUUUUGUGCUCCAAAAAUUGCAUCUUUGUUUUGGAAUAGAUACUGGUUCCAUAAUGGAUUCUGUUACUAUGGAAGCUUAUAGAUUUCUUCAAUAUGAAUCGCUCCUUACACAUGAAGUUUAUAUAAAAGCACCUGUUAUAUUGCGUAUGUUGCAACAUGUAAUUACUGAUGAUGUGUUUCGAAAUGGUAUCAUUAUAUAUUUGGCCACGCAUAAAUUUGGUUCGGUGACAUCUGACGAUCUGUGGAUCGCUUUACAAGAUGCCCUAGAUAAAUCGAAAGUUCCGCAUGACAAUUACAAAAUAAAAGAAGUGAUGGAUACAUGGAUAAAGCAAAAAUCUUAUCCUUUGCUGAAUGUGACAAGAAAUUAUACAACUGGUGAAGUGAUAAUAUCGCAAAGACCCAAUCAUAACUUAACUGAUAUCGAUAUUAAUAUUAAAUGGUGGGUACCUGUGACUUUUGCUACGCAAACAAAUCCGAAUUUUUCCAAUACUUUGCCUAGGUAUUGGCUGAGGCCACAAGACCAAAAUAUAAGUUUUCAAAUUAAUACAAAUGAUUGGAUUAUUGUUAAUUUACAACAAACCGGAUAUUAUCGUGUCAAUUAUGAUUACACAAAUUGGCAAAGGAUUGUACGUUAUUUAAAUUCGGAGGAAUAUACGAAAAUUCAUGUUCUCAAUCGUGCUCAAAUUAUUAACGAUGCAUUUACCUUUUGGAUGGCAAAUGAACUCAAUGCGUCCGUAUUUUUCAAUAUUACAAAUUAUUUGUCACGUGAAACAGAUUACGUGGCAUGGUAUCCAAUGUUUCAAAUUUUAACACAAUUAUUACAAUACUUUAUUAUACCAGAAAGUGAAGCUUUUAAGUUGCACGUAGCAGGUAUUCUGAAUGAGCUUCUUCAAAAUACAGGAUAUGAAGAAAAUUUUGACGAUGAUGACAUCACAAAAAUGAAAAGGGUUGAAGCUACGAAAUGGGCAUGUCUCCUUGAUAAUCCAGAAACCAAGAAGAUGAUCAAUCUUAAAUUGAAAGAACGUCUCGACGAUCCUGAUAAUCACAAACUUCCAUUAUGGUGGAAAACAUGGACAUAUUGUUGUGGAAUGAUGAGAGCUGAUCAAACUACUUGGAAUAAACUCUUUGAAUUAUAUCAACAAACUCACGACCGCAAACUUUUAACAAUUUUGUCUUGUUCUCAAGAUCCUGAUAUUAUAAUCAAUUAUUUAAAUAUAAUAGCAUUGAACACUUCAUUAUUACACGGUUCAACGCAUUUUUAUGUCUUUAAUACUAUUCUUGAUAAACAAGCACGCAACAAUCUAAUUCUUGACUACGUAUUAGAAAAUUUGGAAAUAGUGAAACCCAAAUUAAUUGGUAUGACUUCAAUAUUAAGGAUUAUUAUUAGUCAUAUAUUUUCUCAGGAAUCAUUUGACAAGAUAAAUAGAUUCAUAGCAACAAAGCUCGAAUCAGAUUCCUCAAAUACAAUACAAGCAGUGAUAGAAAAGCGACAAGCUAAUCUCGAGCGUUCCGCAAAAAUUGUUAGAAGAUUGUUUCCAGUCGGAGAAAAUCAAACUCGUUAGCCAAAUGAUCCAAUCAAAUCUGAUACAUUUGCCUAUGUUAUAAAUAUUUUUAAAAUAUUGCUUUCAUUUAUUGUUGACAACU
Messenger RNA from Pogonomyrmex barbatus (red harvester ant), 2776 nucleotides. RefSeq names its product aminopeptidase N-like. The record is from RefSeq and is a predicted model, not a curated record. Gene Ontology annotation, biological process: peptide catabolic process; proteolysis. Lineage: Eukaryota; Metazoa; Arthropoda; Insecta; Hymenoptera; Formicidae. Gene Ontology annotation, cellular component: cytoplasm; membrane. Gene Ontology annotation, molecular function: peptide binding; zinc ion binding; metalloaminopeptidase activity.